Anopheles coustani is the source of this 4220-nucleotide messenger RNA. RefSeq lists its product as uncharacterized. Bases 51 to 4031 code for a protein of 1326 amino acids. Gene Ontology annotation, cellular component: cytosol. The record is from RefSeq and is a predicted model, not a curated record. The transcript is spliced from 9 exons. Lineage: Eukaryota; Metazoa; Arthropoda; Insecta; Diptera; Culicidae. Gene Ontology annotation, molecular function: transmembrane receptor protein tyrosine kinase adaptor activity; fibroblast growth factor receptor binding.
AUUAAAUUCGAAAAUCCAGCGAAAAAGAUAAAACAAAAACUUGAGCAAGAAUGGAACCAAUUCCGCUGUGUUCGGAUAAUCCGAACUACUUUAACGAUGAUUGUGCGGCCGUUGGAGGAACCGUGGCGGGAGGUGCGGUUGGUGGUGGCCAGGCGACGGAACAGAAGAAGCACCGGUUCUACCAUCUGAAGCGUCUGGUGACCUACUCGAAGCUGAAGCGCUCGGCCACGAUCGACGGCACGGUGGAGUACGUGGGCUCUCCUCCGCCGACGCGUCCCGCUUCCGCCUGUUCCAUCUUUCGCUACCGAAGUCAUAGCGCAUCUUGCAGUGGACCGACCGCUGGCGGUAGUCUAUCGCCGGAAGGGACCAAGGAGGGCCGAAAGCUGGAGGACAAACUGGCUGGAACCAGCCUGUCGUCGCCUUCGACGUUGCCAGCUUCGUUUUCUUUGGCCAACGCACCGUUUGUCAAUGGCCGCUCCCCGGGCACGACGAUGACGGAACGGCGGAGGCAUUCCUUCGGGACGUCCACACAUCAACGCCACCAACAACAUCAGCAUCAGCAGCAAAAGCAGCAUCAUCCCUCGUUGCAACACAACUCCGGCGAACACAAUGGCGUCCGUGGUGUGCUGAUGAAAAAUGAAACUUCCAUCGAUGAGGUACCUAACUCUCCGGCCCCACGUGCCCCCUGCCCGCCGGCUGGCAGCGGAUUCGAUUCCGGAUUCUUGGUAGCCGCAAUGGACGUGCUGUUCGUGACGGCGCGCCACAGCGAGCACGGCAUGCUGUGGGUGAACCAUCUGAAGCUGUGCUUCGACAAGAUCACCAAACAACGCGGCCGACUUCCGUUCAAGUUUCUUCACAUCAAGUUGGACGAAGAUGCCAGCAACCAGCAACCGGCGCAAGUGAUUCAGCAGUGUGAAUCGACCAAACUGCAGAUCGUGAUCGUUUGCCCGGCAUUCCUGGGCCUCUCGGCACCGCUCGUGCACGCGAAGCUAUCUCCUCUCCUCACCCCAACGCGCGUUCUCGGCAUGCUGCUCGAUGUGUCCGAGUGUGCGGUCAGCGAUUUCGCCAAGUGCGCCCUCCCAGGCUACAACCGCUGGAGGACGUGUGCGGUGCGCGAGAAGGACACCGCAUUCGUCAGCGAACUGCUCGGGAUCGCCACCGACAUCUUGGGCAAGGCGUUACGUCAGCAGACGGUCCUACAGCGAACACCAUCCGGUUCCGAGCCAAAAACACCCACUUCACCGACGGCGCACGGAUUACCGGUGACAGUGACGGGAAACAGCAACACCACCACCCCCACCACCAUCACCACCAACACAAACACUUCCAGCUCGCACCGUUCCCACGAAUCGUUCGUCCUGUUUCCACGCAAGGUGAAAGUGGGCCAAAGCAAGAUACUGGCGAUCCUCAACGAACCGCUCACCAAGGAGGACUGGAUAAAGAUCAAGGUGGAGAAGGCGGAUCGGACGAUCGAGAUUACGAACAUCAAGCGCCGCAACCCGUACACCAUACAGUUCAGCGUGCCAGAAAUUUGUAUGGAGAUCUCGAUGAUGGUAAAGAUACGGCUGGAGAAGAACAGUGUCGAUCUCGGAUGCCGGCCGCUCAAGUGCGAGAGCCAGAUGCGCGAGCUCGAGCAGAUCCUGACGUCGAAGGACGCCCCGAUGGAGCUAAUCUGCCAGUCGGUCGGUCUGUCGACGAACGACCGGGAUAAGCUCGACCUGUUGCUGCUGAAAGCGUUCCUGCGAAACGUUCCGCCAAACUACAACCUGUUGAACUACGGCACCGGCGGAGGCGAUAUCGGCCAGGGCUGCCAUCGUGAUAUCUAUCCUGAAGAGUAUCCGACGUUGCUGCACUUUGCGGCCAAAUGGGGUCUGGAGAGGUUGUGUAUGCAGCUGAUCGAAUCUCCCGGAGGUGAGACGACUUGUGAGAUGCGUAACAUUAGCGGUAGGACGCCGUCGGAUAUCGCGGAAACGGCCGGCCACUACAAGAUCGCCAGUGCGCUGAAAAACUUCUCGCAAAUGAACGAGUUUACCACGAUGUAUCACUACUUCAAGGGAGUCAGUGGAGCGUGUCCGGAUGGGCAGGUGAUGAUUCAACCGAAGCAAUUCAACCAACACGCUAGCAAGGGUACGGAAAAGGGAACCGGCGGGACAGUGCCGGCCACCCUUGCCACGCCAACCGUUCGGGCUCAGAAUAAAACCGACGCCGAGAAGAUACUGUCGCACGUGCACGCACUCAAGCAGGCCGAGGGUUACAUCGAUAUGAGCUCCACGAAUGGAUGCGCCGUGGAUCAGGUGGACCACGUGGCCGGAAAUGCCAUCGCCAACAUCAACUAUCUGGUGGACGUGCCGCUUGAGCCGGCGCCACUGCCCGUGCCCGCCGACGAGAAGGACGUUUGUGGUGAGAACAAGCACAACUUCGAUGUAGCACCGGAUCGGGCCGAGUCGGUGAAGGACAUGGCGCUCUGUAAUGGAUCGACGAUCCCCGGGAAGUUCGAUAUCUUCAGCAACGAGUGUUCGGACGUGCUGGAGAGUUGCGGUGAGGUGCAGUCGGACAGCGAGUAUCUGUUUACGCCCUCGAACGUACCGUACACGCCACCGACGGGCCAUACUCCGCCACCGGAACCGGCGGAGCCGAUGAGCGACUACAUGAUCCAGCCCUCUAACAUCCCGGUGCAUCCGUACUGCAACGUGGCGGUGGGUGCGGAUGGAACCGAUACGAUCGAUGGCAACUCUCCGGAGCACGAGUAUGAACAGGCCGGACCUGGAACGCGGGAACCUUCGCACGUCCGGUUAAGCUUCCGCAAGGAGGAACCGGCGUCGGAAGACACGUACGGCACGACGACGGCCGGGUUACCAAGGCGUCGCGAGGGAACAACCUCCUCCGGGACGUCGGAGCGCGGGGAAAGCGCUAGCGGUCGGACGGUCGAUGACGAGCUGCUGGAGAUCAUCUCCGACUUCAAAAACAACGUGUUCUCGAUUCAAGAGGUCGAACAGCUGGUGACGCUGUGGAAGAACCGGAACGACGUGCAACAGAGCUUCCGGGAAAAACAGGACCAGCUCCAGCGGAUGCGCGAGCACUACGAACAGAUCCAGAAGGAGCUGAAGGAUAAACUGAAGCGCCCGACACCGUUCGAGCGGAUGAAGAGUUUCUUCUCGCGCACGAAAACACCACCCGGUUCGGGUCAGGCAUCAUCGUCGUCGAGGGGGACUUCGAAAUCGAAGGGUGGACGCUCGGGUGGUGCCGAGGGAGGCGAUGGAAGUGGCGGUAGCAGUGCUGACGUUUGUGAUGAUAUCAAGUUCUCGAUGGGCGCGUCUGGGACGUCUUCUUACGCGACCGUGCGACCACAAAGUCUUUCUCUCAGUAUGAACAGUAUGGCCAGCGAUCAGUCCGAGGCGGAGAGGAGUAUCGCGAGUGGUUGCAGACCAUAUGGGAAUGUUGCCGGCUUGGGAGAAAGGACACACCCGCUAGAAAGCUGUGAGCGACGCCUUUCGCACAGUAAGUCCUGGCCGAAGGGGACACCGGAGAACGAAAACUAUAUGAUUCCACCAUCACCAAGGCCGGUUAGUGAAGAACUACACGUGAUGCGUGUCGGAGGCUCACGUCACAGCGGUACUAGUGCGACCGGCAGUGGCCUACAUCGGUGCAGCAACAGCAGCAAUAGUAGCUACUCCAGUGCAGCCAGCAGUAAUGGUCGCGAAUCGUCCUCCUCGACGACGUCUUCCUCGUCCUCGUCUUCCGUUUCAUCUUCAUCGUACCACGUGACUUCCCCGCCAUCAGCCGAAUCCCACUACAUAAUGUAUCCCUCGAACGUACCAGUAUUCAGUGGCUUCGAGUACAUGAAUGUGCCCGCAUCGCACGCCAAGGAUUCCACGCCCGAAGAAGCGAGGGGCGGUGGAUCGUCGACGGCAGUUGCGGGACGCCCCAAGCUCGGCCGAACGCCAAGCGAUUCCGGUACGCCACAUCUCAUCACCUUCCAGUCGAUUCUGGAAUGCAACGAAAGCGCCGACAGUGUCGAUAGCGUCACAUAACUCCACAAAGGCGGAAGAAGGAAAGAAACGAAGUCGUACAACGUGAGAGCGCUACGAAAGUAUUUACACCCGAAGGACGAAUGGUUCGGUUAGGGAAAAACCACCUACGUUCUGCGGUCGGUCGUCCGCUCCAUGAGAUGCUGCGACGUGAAACUAGCAAAAUGUAGAUCAUCCACUGUCUGUUGUUUU